Messenger RNA from Aspergillus clavatus NRRL 1, 318 nucleotides. RefSeq names its product hydrophobin family protein. NCBI's taxonomy places the organism in Eukaryota, Fungi, Ascomycota, Eurotiomycetes, Eurotiales, Aspergillaceae. Bases 1 to 318 code for a protein of 105 amino acids. The record is from RefSeq and is a predicted model, not a curated record. Gene Ontology annotation, molecular function: structural constituent of cell wall. Gene Ontology annotation, cellular component: fungal-type cell wall. The transcript is spliced from 3 exons.
AUGCUCUCCCGCACUAUCUUCGUCGCCAUCAUUGGCGCUGUGGCCACCGUCAGCGCCCAGAACACCGGCUCCUGCAACACCGGCACCUUGCAAUGCUGCAACCAGGUCGAUGAUUCCAAGAACCUCAGCGCCAGACUGACCGGUCUUCUCGAUAUUCUGGGCAUCGAUGCCAAUAACCUGAGCGGCCUUGUUGGCGCGAACUAUGCAGGCGUCGCGGUCAUCGGCCAGCAGUCUUGCUCUGCCCAGCCUGUUUGCUGCACUAACAACAACUUUAAUGGUCUUGUUGCGCUUGGUUGCACUCCCAUCGAUAUUCUGUAG